This is a messenger RNA of Dicrocoelium dendriticum, 2063 nucleotides long. NCBI's taxonomy places the organism in Eukaryota, Metazoa, Platyhelminthes, Trematoda, Plagiorchiida, Dicrocoeliidae. The record is from the annotation of a GenBank genome assembly.
GCCAACUCCUGGUUCAACGACCCGCCGAAGAAGGAACACGCACGGGAUAAUCCUAUCGUUCCAGUCCCGCUUGAACUUGAACUUGAACAUGGCUGCUGUACCAUAGCAACACUGCCUAUCACUUUUAUCCACGAUACGGAUCCGGUGAUCUCGCCGUUCGCGAACCUAGCGGUCCAGCGGCUAUGUGGUUAUGAUAUGUAGAUCCAGCUUCUACGAGUCUUUUAUGACCUACUUACAGACCGGACACAGAACGCCUCCGAAUCCUUGAUCGGACGCAUUUUACAACUGCGCUGCAACAAACGUCGCAGUGUUUUUUUGUUGACAGUAUAUCGACCCGCAAACUGUCCUGCGAAAACCAUUUAAUUCGCCUUGCGCAGCUGAAUGGACUUUAUUCACACCGUUGGUGUUGGCUUUAUAAGAUGGAUCCAAGGAUUCCCGAAUUUGGAGCCUUUGAUGAUCCACACGAGUCACAUAGGAAGUCCUUUGAUGUCAUACACUCUUGUGUUCCCUGCCGCUUAUUAUAUUAAUCCCAUUUUGGGCGUACUGACCAUGCUCUGUGCAUCUUUCUCGGAAUGGCUCAGCGGCAUUGCCAAGUGGGUCCUGCACGGACAUCGACCAUACUGGUGGGUAGAUCUGCACGCCAUGACCUCCCAUACCUCUGUCACUCCAAUCAAACAGUUCUCCAUCACAUGUGAAACUGGUCCUGGGAGUCCUUCGGGCCAUUGCAUGAUCACGCUGGCCAGCCUCGUACCUCUUGUGCUCUACUUGCGGCAGUCUCUACCAAGCUUUUACGGAGACCUGGUACUUUGCACUUUUGGCUGCUUCGCUAUCAUUCUCGGUCUCAGUCGGUGUUACGUGGCUGCGCAUUUUCCUCACCAGGUGUUAGCUGGAAUCCUUUCAGGAGUUAUGUUGGGCUACGCAUUCGCGGAAUUCUUUCAAAUUCUCCGAAUAGCCAACACCACGACAAGGCUUUCUCUGGUACCUAAACCAACCGGAUGGCUUGUUCGGUGGGUCCGGAACCCCAUUUCAUUUCUCUGGCUUGGCUUUGGUUCCUUCGCUCUUGCUUCGGCUUUCGCAUGGUUCCUGAGGACAGUAAUGAAAGUAGAUGUUAACUGGUCCAUAGUAUUGGCAAAGCGAUCUUGUCAUCGUCCUGAAUGGGUUCACCUCUCGAGCAGUUUGAUGGUUGGCUUCGCUCGAAUUGCAGGCUAUCUCUCAGGCCUAGCUUUGGCGCUGCUUUUGAAUCCUCCGUCUGAUAGCCUAUUGGCUACGUCUGCAAUUCGCUGGUGCGUGGUCUUCAUGGCCGGCGUCGCAGUACUGAGCACCAAGCUCUUCGAACGUGCUUGCCAACGUGCAUUUUUUUCUUUGCUUUUCCCGUUAUUUCCAUCCUCCAACACCGCAACUCCUGGAACUGUGUUGCUUAUCACGUCCGUGGCGCAAGGCAGCGUGGGACCUGUUCUUUCCGUGUGGAUACUUCCGAAACUGUUCUCUUUGUUUGGCAUUUAAACAUAUCUCGACCCAGUUAGCAUCCUUGAGUCGGAUGCGCGUUGCCACUCGUUAUGUUAUCGGUUUCACUGUAAUUUACUUCUUUGUAAUGCUGCUGGUUGUCAUUUUCUGUCGCACAAGGUGUUCUAUCAUCCCUCAAAGAGGUCGAAUACCCAUCAAUUUUAUGAAUUGGUAGAAGUCUUUCCAAAUGUAGUAUUCCGUGUUCCCAACUCAUCAGAAUAACAUUCACCUGUAUUUUAACCUUCAUCGCUUUAUUUCACCCUUAUUACACCUAGUUAACGAGGGAGACCGGAAAGCUUACCACACUUUCUUCACAUUAAAUAAUAAUGUAUUCUGGCAUGCCUUCUUAUUUUAUUAUGGGCUGCAGUUUAAAGUGGUAUUAAAUCUCAGCUCGCUUCACAAAUUCAUCUGUUACACAAUCUACCGAGUCAACUGCAGCUUGCCUUUAGCAACAUAUGCCAAUUUUUCGACAGACCCGUUCUGAUGUCCACCUCUGGUCUUAUUGUGCUGACCAGUCCGUGUUCGUUGACUAUCCAAUGAGUUGCUUGUAGUGCCUCUCG